GUUGGUGUCACCUCACAUGACCCGGUUUAAUGUAGCCUGUAGAUACCUUCCAGAUACCCCCAUAGACUGGCGACUCUGACCUCCGAGUGAACCAUAGCAGCUUCCAGGCAGCUUCAGACGUGAAGGGGUAGGGGACAGGGCAGGAGAUAUUAGGUAGAAUUCUAAUAAGAACAGGACUAUGAGAGAUAUCCGACAUGCUGGACACUGGAGCAGUUAGCGGAAGAUGGCAGCACUGAGGAUGUAAGCUACAUUUUAAAAAUCACAGAAGAAAAAGAAGACCGUCCGGGGCAGAGCACGAGCACAGGCGUAGACGCCACAUAACAUAUCAACACCAUCGAGUAGACUCAUCACACACACCAUCAUUUUUGGCUAUCCGAAACCAGUUUUUUUUAAUAUAUUAAUAACAAACAGCAAAUUCGAAUCUUUAAUAUUGGAUUUGCUGAACAACAGAAGCAUUACGCCGGCAAAAUAUGCAAAAGAUGCCCGGUCAACUUGACAGCUUGAAGCCCAGAAAGAGGAAGAGCAGCUCCAGAAAGGCUUCUACUACAAGGAGGAAAUGUAUAAAAAGUCCAAACAUGCAGCCGGCAGCAGCAGCAGGGAGCAGCUCAGCGGUCGAUGGGUACAGCAAAGCAGACGGCGCUGUGGAGAGACUCUCUGCCAUCAGCUGUGAGUGCCAGCAGUCCGGCAGGAGGAGAUGCUCUGCUUCCCCGGAGCUGGAGGGACAGGAGGGCAAAGAAAACGAAGUGAGGACGGGGCAGGAAGUGGACAGCUGCACAGUGACCUGCGUCUGGGACAAACACGAGACCGAGGACAUGGAUUGUGAGGAAAGCAGCAAAAACAUUUUCCCAGAUGACGACAGUAAUCAGAUUCUGCCCGUGGAGCAGUUCUUUGGAAAUCUGGAUGCUGUACAGGAUUUCCCUCAGAGACCGUCAGCGUCCUCGGCCCGUGGUCAACAUGACAACGCAGGGAGACGGAGACGCCAUUACUACGCACCCGAGAACAGCGAUGAAGAGGAGGCAGGCGUGAUCAGUGCACCGCGAGGGGACAGAGGGGACACUUAACGAAGAGUAACGGAACUGAUGUCUCAAAGUGAGGCCUGAGGGACUCAAAAGGCUCGGCACUUACUCAAAAGCAGCUCUUUCAAUCAGUGAAACGCUGUCUCACAGGAGGCAGGAAUUUGCUGUAGCUCGAUCUGCUGUUAGCCUACCAUUGCUUACGAAUUGUCCUUAUAUGUAAAUUUGCUUUUAAGUUACUUCCCGUACCCGCCAUGCGUUGAAGAGAUUCUUCACAACAUAAAAACUUGAGCACUUCGCCAACAGCUUAAAAGAGAGUUCUUGGUCAUUUACAAUUGUUGACUUGACAAACCGUCCAAAUGCACAAAAAUGCUAAAUUGUUUUCAAACUUGUUCCCAAAUAUCUUGUCAGUUCAUUUAUUACUGUUUGGGCCGGCCCAGCACUUUAUUUACACAUAUUAUUACAUACUGCUUCAUAUUGUCAGUGAGAUUAGCCGUGAGAGAUGCCAAAUAGUACUUCAUUUAAAGGUCAAAGUGUAUAUUUGUAGGAAAAGUUGUGCAAAUCUACACGUUUUGGAAGAAUACAUGCGCCAAAGAGCUGUUUCACAGCGAAAGCUUUUAAUAUCACAGAGUCAUGGUUUAGAAUGAAUGUCAUUGUUCACCAAGUGUCUAAAGUCAUCAUCUAUGUGUGCCCAGUUUGGGCUUUUUGGCAGCUGCUUCAUACAACACAUCUGUAAAAUAACAAAUAUCAAUGCAGCUAAAUAUUUUCCCUGAGGAGGAUCACAUUUGCAAACAUGACAGAAUUCUACACAAAAAUGCAUUGUAAAAAAACAGAGUUUUAUCAGAAAUGUUUUUAGUCCGUUUAAACAGAGGAUACGUUAAACCUGACUUUAAAAAUGUAAUCUAGUUUUUGAGGGUGCCAGUACUUGCACUCCUCACUAUUAUGCCACUUACUGCCUGAGUGAUAAUCCAUGCAUUUUACAUCACAGUGCCAACACAGAGAACAUAAUAAAUGUUUUUCAUGAUUUCAAAA
Molecule: messenger RNA, 2045 nt
Organism: Trematomus bernacchii (emerald rockcod)
Lineage: Eukaryota; Metazoa; Chordata; Actinopteri; Perciformes; Nototheniidae
Gene: cunh1orf174
Product: chromosome unknown C1orf174 homolog
Exons: 4
Coding region: 471-1061 (196 amino acids)
Source: RefSeq, a predicted model, not a curated record